Molecule: messenger RNA, 670 nt
Organism: Microplitis mediator
Lineage: Eukaryota; Metazoa; Arthropoda; Insecta; Hymenoptera; Braconidae
Product: general odorant-binding protein 56a-like
Exons: 5
Coding region: 119-544 (141 amino acids)
Biological process (GO): sensory perception of smell
Molecular function (GO): odorant binding
Source: RefSeq, a predicted model, not a curated record
CCGUCACAAAUGCACAAUAUAUUCAAUUGACACCACAUAAAAGAGAUGAUUUUCUCAGCUCGUUUAUUCAGUGACUUGUAAGUUUUUGUGCUGAUUUAUAUUUACACGAUAACUGAAAAUGAAAAUAUUCGCUGUUAUAAUUGCUGUUUGCUUUGUUGGUGCUGUAGUAGCUAUAGGCGAUCUCACUGAAGAAGAAAGAGUAAAGCUUGACGAACACGCAAAAGCUUGUGUAAAUGAAACUGGUUUUUAUGACACCAACGCUGACACAGGCAAGAAAGACAAAUGGAUAACGUACGGGUUUAAACUUCAGUGUUACUUCUCUUGCAUGCUGAAGAAAAUGAACAUCAUGAAUGAGGAUGGAGCAUUGAACGAAGAGAUGAUUCGCAAGAAGAUGGCCGAUGAGUUGCCAGCAGACCAAAUUGACGUCGUUUAUACGAAAUGCAAAGAUUUGAAGGGCGCGAAUAUGUGCGAGACUGCCAUGGUGAUAAUGAAGUGUUACGAUGAUGAAAGAGCCUUACUAAAGCCAACUGAAAAGAGCGUUUGAUUUAUUUUUUUUUCUUUAUGCGACUAUACAAUGCUGCCAAUGAAUUGUGUCUACUGUAUGCUUUGAUUUUUGUUUAUUCUAUAAAUCAUUAGUUGAUAAUAAAUGAGUAGAAAUUUUUGCUUUAAA